Molecule: messenger RNA, 1068 nt
Organism: Ostrinia furnacalis (Asian corn borer)
Lineage: Eukaryota; Metazoa; Arthropoda; Insecta; Lepidoptera; Crambidae
Product: dentin sialophosphoprotein-like
Exons: 3
Coding region: 284-997 (237 amino acids)
Source: RefSeq, a predicted model, not a curated record
UAGGCACUAGGCACUAGGCUAGCUAGGCAGGCCUAAGAGCAUAGGGCCUAGGGCCUAAGACCAAAAACUAGGCAGGCAGUUUGAUAAAAAAUAUGGCAACAUUUUUUAACCUGCCAAAUUUCAUCACAAAAAUCUGUAAAAAUAAAAAUUCUUCUUCGCAAAGCAAAUCUUCAUUUUUGCCUAGUUAGUCGUAAAUUCUUAUCGUAAGUAAAUCAAUUUUUUUAGUUAAAUAACGCUGCAUUGCUCUCGUUACUUUUUCGUCCCGGAGUAGGUUUUUACUACAAUGGAAGAUAAUAGUUCGAGUGAUGAUGAUAUCAAAGACUCUCCUGUGAGCCCUAAAAUGGGAGGAAAGAAGUUUAAAUUCAACGAUGGGAGCUCCCAAGAAAGUUUUAAAGAGGCUGUGGCAUCUUCGAGUAAAGAUGAGAAUGUGGACAGCGGAGUGUCAGCUGAUAAAUCUGAGAGUACCAGUAGCGAUGAUCGGGCCGCUAGGACCUCGGGUGGUCCAUCAAAUGAGGUUAUAAAUGCUGCGCCUUCGAGCAGCAACGUGCGGGCGAUUCUGCUGAACAUACGUCGUCCAAAGCGUGCUAGGAACUACAGAAAGCGUAAAACGCCUGACAGAGACUCCGAUAGUAAUGAGUCAUCUAGGGAUUCAGAUGAUCUGUCCCCCGAAGAGAGCCCCGUAGAAGUGAGCAUGAAUAGGAGAAACAGUAAAGACAAUAACAGCAACUCUGAGCCUGAGAGUGAUGAUUUGCAGAGGUUCAUGGCUUCUUUAUCAGAGGCAUCUGGCACUGGAUCAAGUUCAUCGGACAGUAAUGACACAUCCGGCACUGAUGACAUGGUCCACAUCCAGACUGACGACAGCGAGACAGACGAUGACGAGCCAUGGGGUGAUCGGAAUAAUGCUCAAAACGAAGAAGAAGAAGACCGAGGAACCCCACCAACUGCACUUCUUAAAGCAAGACCUACACAUAAUUAUUUUAUGUUAAGAGGUAAAUAAUCAACUAAGAAGAAAGUUAAUUUUUUGAUAAAUCAGUCAGAAUUUUUUUAAACUGUUAUUGGUAGGUAUAG